This is a messenger RNA of Caenorhabditis bovis, 1065 nucleotides long. The record is from the annotation of a GenBank genome assembly. NCBI's taxonomy places the organism in Eukaryota, Metazoa, Nematoda, Chromadorea, Rhabditida, Rhabditidae.
AUGCCCGGCGAAGAUCGCUUCGCGGAUGCCGUCAAACCGGCUCUUGAAGCGCUUUUGUCAGACCUUCAACACACCACCGAAGUCCUACGAAGAGCGAAUAUUAGCGACAGACGAUCCGAGUCUCGCGACGAUUUGGAGCCCGUUUAUCAAGAGCAAACCCGGCAUUAUGACACCACGAGCUCGCGCAAAAGUCUCGGACCAUCGAACCACGCCUACUCGAGUCAUGAUGUCCGUUCGAACGGCGGUAGAUCACCAUCGCGAGAUCCGUAUCAAUCGAUGACUGGAACAAUGACUAGUGAUGUGAGCUCGACACACGGAAUCAACACAAUUCCGAAAGGCGAUUGCGCUCAUUGCGGGAAACCGAUUAUUGGACAAGUUGUAAUCGCGCUAGGAAAAAUGUGGCAUCCGGAGCAUUACACUUGCUGCGAAUGCGGAACUGAGCUCGGACAUCGGCCAUUCUUCGAGAGAAACGGAAAAGCUUAUUGCGAGGAAGACUAUCAUAAUCAAUUCAGUCCAAAAUGUCAUGGAUGCCACGGACCAAUUAAGGAUAGAUGUGUAACUGCGUUGAACAAGAACUUCCAUUUCGAGUGUUUUGUUUGCUGCGAAUGCGGACGCGAAUUCGGAGAGGAGGGAUUCCAUGAGAAGAAUGGUCAAACAUAUUGCAAACGCGAUUUUUUCAAAUUGUUUGCGCCGAAAUGCAACGGAUGCUCACAGCCGAUCACCGCUAACUUCAUCACUGCUCUAGGAACCCAUUGGCAUCCGGAUUGCUUCGUUUGUCAGUCGUGCGGCGUCUCAUUCGACGGAAGCUCAUUCUUCGAGCACAACGGUGUUCCGCUUUGUGAGCGUCAUUAUCAUGAAGCUCGUGGCUCUGUGUGCUCGCAAUGUCGGCAGCCGAUCAACGGACGAUGUGUGGCGGCGAUGGGCCGCAAAUUCCAUCCCGAGCACUUCCGAUGCUCAUAUUGCAAUCAUCAACUCACCAAGGGAACAUUCAAGGAGGGAAAUGAUCACUUCGCCGCUCAAUGCCCGAUGGAUGUCACAUAUUUCGAAGAGGAAGAGGUGUUCUGA